CUAAAUCUUCACUGUAGCUGCGUUACAUCCAGGAAGAUUGUAAAUCCCACUCACUGUAUAGUACUUAAACACAAGUCACUUUCCAGUCGCACAUGCUCAGUGAGAAAGUUUACUUUUUGAUUGCCUGUCAGUCACCAGCGGGCUCAGUGACUGUGGAUUACGGUUAUCGUUAUCAAGGAGCAUGGCAGCUAGGAUAUCGUUCUCUCAGUACCGUUUGGAGGCUGAGAUAGAGAGGUGUCGCGGCGAAUGCCAGUGGGACAAGAUACCCGGUCUGGUAGAGCAACUCAUUUCGGCUCGAAUACACGAAGAUGAUGACUAUGGGAACCUGCUCCUGGCUGAAGCCCUGCUUGAGGAAUGUCUGUUGGAAAACACGUCCCAGCUGGAGAGCUCAACUGCCUUAGAGGAGACAAAUCAGCCGAAGCUCAGGAAAGCCAAGGAGCUCCUUAGCUCUAUCCUGAACAGAGGCAAGCUGCAACCCAGGUACUUGACUGAAGCAUUGUUGCUGCUGGCCAAACUGUACUAUGUCCAGGGCUGCUACAGGGAUGCCCAGGGCAUGUGUGACAGGGUGGGCUUUGAGGACAUGGCAAUGGAGGAACAGCCACUCUACCACAUCAGACUGCUGGCAGAAGCUUUUGUCAUCAAAGGACUGUCCCUGGAGCGCCAGGAGGUCUCGGCUGCCUCCCGCGUUCGUCUGUCUGAGAGGGAGGAGGAGAGUCUGUCCUGCUACUUGAAGGCCUGUAGCUCUGAGCUGCUGUACCUGCAGGAACUUGACAAGACUCUGAGCACCUCCCACAGUAAGAGUGUGAAGAACAAUGUGCCCUCAAUGGAGUUUGAACUCAGCUUCUUCCAGCAGGCGGCGCUACAGAGCGCAUACCUGUCUAUGCUCCGGAAGGGCAAUGUGGCCCAGGGCGUCCAGCAGCUGCGGCAGGUCCUGAGAGCAGUGGACACUCGGGGCUCUCAGAGCUUCAGAAAGGCAGCAGCAAGGAAACUGGCAGGGGCACUACUGAGCAUGGUGAGUGAGGACAGCUACUGGAGUCCCCUGACACCCCUGCCCCCUGACUGGCUGGACAGAGAGAGGAUUGUCUCCCUCAGAGACUCCUGCCACUACCCUCUCAGAGCUCCCCACCAGUACAGUGGAGACAGUUUGUUCUGCCCACAGGACACUGUGGAGGAGGCUGUCCUGCUGCUCCUUAUCAGUGAGUCCAUGGCAAACAGAGAUGCAGUAAUCAGCCGAGCCCCAGAGCAGCAGGAGGCUAGGUCUAACAGCUUGCAGGACGCUACUUCUGUGUAUGACCUGCUGAGCAUCGCCAUGGCCAGAAGGGGGCAGUACACCAUGCUCUCAGAGUGCCUAGAACGUGCUAUGAAAUUCUCUUUUAAUGAAUUCCACCUCUGGUACCAGCUGGGUUUGUCUCUCAUGGCUUGUGGAAAGGGUGCCAGUGCUGUGUCUGUGCUGAGGGAAUGUGCCAAGAUGAGGCCCAGUGACCCAGCCAUCCCCUUGCUGGCUGCCAAGGUCUCCAUUGGGCAGCUUCACUGGCUGGAGGAGGGUGAGGCCUUUGCACGACAGGUGCUGGACAUGGGGGAGCAGGCAGCGGAGUUCCUGCCCAGAGCUCACCUGGCUGUGGGCCUGUGCUACAGCCUGCAAGCCACUGAUGCUUCUUUAAAAGGAAGUCAGGAUGAGUUCAACAGGAAAGCCCUGGAAUCCUUAAAGAUAGCCCAUUCCUUGGACCCAGAUGACCCACAGAUUGCCCUGUAUCUCUCGCUGCAGCUUGCAUUGGUCCGGCAGGUGUCAGCAGCCAUGGAGCCCCUCCAGAGAGCCUUAAACCUACGCAAUGAUGACUUGCACUCGCUGCAUCUCCUGUGUCUGCUCUUCAGCGCCCAGAAGCACUACCAGUUUGCUCUAGACACAAUCAACCUGGCUCUCAGCCAGCACCCAGAUAGCUUCAGCUUGCUGUUCACCAAAGUGAAGCUGGAGGAGGUGCUGCUAGGACCAGAGGUGGCGCUGGAGACCUGUCAGCACAUGCUGCGCCUGUGGCAGAACUCUUUCGAAAGCACGUGCAACAGUGAAGCAGAUGAGGGCAGCAGUGUCCCAGAGCUCGUGCCCCCCAGCAGGGCAACUAGCGCGCUUCAUCUCGCCCUGCCAGACUUCCAGGACCCAGAGACUGGGUCCCAGCGCGCGCCGUCCAUCGCCGCCUCCCGCCUGGAGCAGGCCAUGUCGGAGAUGUCCGUCCCCAGCUCCUCACAGAAACAGGGUCCUGCCCAAGUCUGGACCACUCUGGAGCACAUCUGGCUACAGGCUGGGGAGCUGUUCGUGGCGCAGGGCCGGGUGAAGGAAGCGUCGUUCUGCGUGCAGGAGGCCGGGACCCUGUACCCAGCCUCCUACAACGUGCUGCUGCUGCGCGGGAGGCUGGCAGAGCUGCAGGGCAACGCCGGCGAGGCCAAGACGUUGUACGACGAGGCCCUGACCAUCCACCCUCAGGGAGCCCGCAUCCUGCUGCACCUGGAACUCAAAUCGCUUUAGGAGAAGGAUCCACUUCUUCCAUCUCUGAAGAGAGCUCAUCCGGACACCAGGGUUAACAGCCCUACUCUUACAAUGGAUCUUUCAUAAUCAAGAAGUCAGUACCCUGAUUUAAUGUCCAUUCCAAAGGAUGGCACCUCAGAUAGCAUAGUACCCCCUGUCAUCACACAGGGGUAUUGUUUUAUCAGGGAAUUCCAGUUCAAAAGACACUUAAAGCAGUAACCUGUUUUUCUUGGAGGCUUCCUAUCACAGUGCUGACAAAACCCUUGCAGGCUUGUGAUCUGAGAUCUCCCAGGAUCAGGCUAGGUGUAUGUGUUUUAGUUUGAUGUAUAUGUUUGUUCCACCUGGAGUUCCACAUGGAGUAACUGACAUAGAUAUUGGUUCCCUGUGUCUGAAUUCAUGUACCAUGAAUCUUCACUGUUCACCUUAAAAUAAACUGAAAAUAUGACUAUGGUUUAAAAGUACAGUUUAAUUUUUUAAAAAAAUAUUUAAGCUGAGUUAAGUGGCGAAUGUUCAGUUUUUCAACUGAAGCUUGCCAGCAUUUUUUAUUUGUGACUGCAUGUAUUAAAAAAUACCAGUCUCAUUGUACUUUUGUCAUGUGAAAUUAGACCAGAAAGAAAAGAGGGAGAAUCCAGAGAAUAUCUUCAAGGGAGAUACAUGGAAUGGAUCCGAAAAGUGAAUUCAAAGGAACCACAGUAUUAAAGGAACAUGAAAUGAAGUGCUUAUACUGUACUUAAAUGCCAGGAGCAUUAAGAACAAAUCAUUUGCAUUUGUUCUUUGCUGAGGUGGUGAAAGAAUUGGCUCUUGUUACUACUGUAGAUCAUAUCUUCCAGUUACAUCUGCUCUCUGCUGUUCUGCUUCAGAAAUCAAAACUCUUCAGGUAGAUUACCAUCCAGCUGUACACAUCCCUUUUCAAAAGGAAAAAAUAAAAUUUGCUUUACUUUG
Molecule: messenger RNA, 3460 nt
Organism: Lepisosteus oculatus (spotted gar)
Lineage: Eukaryota; Metazoa; Chordata; Actinopteri; Semionotiformes; Lepisosteidae
Source: RefSeq, a predicted model, not a curated record